UUGUUAAUUGCUCGUCUUUCGCACUUGUUCUUUUCCAAUUUACAACUAAUGUCUAACGGGGCUCCAAUUAAAAGUACAUUUUUGGUGAUUAACUGUGUAAAGUAAUAUUUAAAUCAGAGAGAAUAUUGUGACUUAUUUUACACAGGGUCCAUAUCAAUAUUUAAGUGUUUUAAAACGACUCCUUCACCAUGUGACGCCUUCCUCCUAACUGGGGUCAGAAACAUCAGAUGGCAUCGGCAGAAAAGAAUUCUUACCUCCUGUUACCUCAUCACAACAAGGUUAAUGGAAGAUGUCAUACAGAACAGAUAUAACCCUCUUUAUAUAAAUCUGUGGUGAAUUACUGUGAAAUAUUUCUUCUGAAAUGGGAUUAAAAGGGAAAUUCCUCAGCUUCCUUGUCUGAGCACCUACACACACAUAUACACACACGGCAGUAACUUCCGCCUACCGAAUCCACUCACAAAGCUUCGGUCGACUCGGGGCUAUAGUGGAAGACACCUGCCCAAAGUGCCACGCAGUGGGACUGAACCCGAAACCAUGUAGCUAGGAAGCAAGCUCCCUAACCACACAGCCAUGCCCAGUUUGGGUAAGUUUACGUAGGAGUUCACAGCAUCUUUAUAAAGCAACAAAGAUCUCAGUUGAUGGAAAUAUUGCAGAGAAAUAUCAAUGUGACUAAAAAUAUGUACAUAUGAAGAAAACAGUAAAUACACCCCUCAAUGUCCAUGUUUUCUGGUGAUAAAGGAGGAACCAUAGAAAAAUAAAUUUAGUGAGAAACUGAAAGGAUUAUUAUAAUUUCUUGAGAGAUGCCGAAAGUAACAGAAAAGCCAUAUGGCUGUGAUAUCUGUAACAAGAGCUUCUCUCAAAAAUAUGAUCUCAAAACUCACAGACGCAUUCACACGGGAGAGAAGCCAUAUCACUGUGAUGUCUGUGGUAAAUCUUUCCCAAAGAGUGAUGCCUUGACAAUACAUGUUCGCGUUCAUACAGGGGAGAAACCUCAUCACUGUGACAUCUGUGGUAAAUCGUUUUCUGUAAGUAGUGGCUUAACUAGACACAAACGUACUCACACAGGGGACAAACCAUAUCACUGUGAUAUCUGUGAUAGAAAAUUCUCACAAACUGAUUUCUUAACAAGACACAAACGUACUCACACAGGAGAGAAACCAUAUCACUGUGAUAUCUGUGGUAAAUUAUUUUCUCAGGCCGGAUGCUUAUCUAGGCACAAAUGCCUUCAUGCACGAUAAAAACCAUAUCACUGCGAGGUUCCUGGCGAAUUGUUCUCUUUUGGAGCUUUUCUGAAAUUAACACAAAACGCAUUCAUUCAGGUAAGCAUCAUCAUCAGAGCAACAUUUGUGAUAUACCUCUUGUGGUGGUGAUUUAGCUAAACACAAGCAUUUUCAUAGAGACAGAGAAGAAAUAAUAAUAAUAAUAAUAAUAAUUUAUUUCUUUGUUGCCCACAAGGGGACAAACAAAGGGAUUAAGUCGAUUACAUCGACCCCAGUGCGUAACUGGUACUU
Molecule: messenger RNA, 1511 nt
Organism: Octopus sinensis (East Asian common octopus)
Lineage: Eukaryota; Metazoa; Mollusca; Cephalopoda; Octopoda; Octopodidae
Product: protein krueppel-like
Exons: 3
Coding region: 801-1238 (145 amino acids)
Biological process (GO): regulation of DNA-templated transcription
Molecular function (GO): DNA-binding transcription factor activity, RNA polymerase II-specific; RNA polymerase II cis-regulatory region sequence-specific DNA binding
Source: RefSeq, a predicted model, not a curated record